AUGGCCAUGGCCGCUUUCAAUUCCCUGCCGGCGCUGUCAUCCUCGGGCGCCACACCCGGUGGUGGUGGUAGUGCUGAUCCCCUAGGAGGCCUGACUGCUUCGUCGGGCCCCUCGCUCGGCCUCGACGCCUUUGACCCAGACAUCGCCUUUGACGAGUCGCUUCUCGUCAACGGCGGCCUGUCGACGCUCCCCUUCACCCCAACACAGUACGACUUCGAGACCUUUAGCACAACCUUUGAGGACCCGUUUUCGUACCCCACACGACACUAUGAUGGCGCCGGCGCCGUCGACGCCGAGAUCUUCAACGACGAUGCCGCCUCGCCCCAGGAGCUUGACAACAAGCUGCUAGGUUUUAGCGCCCUCAUCCCCGGCGCCGCCGCCCUUGUUGACGAGGCUGGCCAGUUUGCUGAGCCCAACAUGACAGCCGAGCUGUACGGCAUGUUCUUCGUCGCCGAGGACGUCUUUGGCGGCGAGAACACGGGCCGCCCCCUCGAGCUGACGUGCUACCGCCGCAAUCUCUGGCAGUGCUCGGGCCAGAUCACCCUCCCGCGCCACAUUGCCCACUGCGUCGAUGACCAGGGCCGCCAGAUGCCUGUCGUCGACCUCGCCGCCUCCAUCACAGCCAUUGAGAGCAUCGAGGGCAAGUCCACCGAGAUCAUAUCCAUCCCCUGGAAGAGCAGCAAUCCCCCGCUGGGCGGAGCAACAGGAGCCGAGGAUACCAAGGUGGCAAGCUCCCCGCCCAACGUGCCGGUAGACCUCAGCAGCGGCCAGGAGCUUGACGGCAGCCGUGUGACGGUGCCUGUCUCAUGGAAGCGGCUUCAGUUCAAGCACGCUACGGCCAACAACGGCCGCCGCAAGGGCCUCCAGCAGCACUACGUCGUGCAGAUCAACCUGCUGGCCAAGACCAAGAGCAGCGAGUACAUCAAGAUUGCCGAGGUCCAAUCCGGCCCUGUCAUCGUGCGUGGCCGUAGUCCACGGAACUUUGACAGCCGAAAAGAUGUGCCGUUGACGGGAGACAAGAAACUCGACCGGAGGACCACAGACCCGCCCUUUCAGCCCCAAGAAAGGGGAGAUCUAGCCCAAAACCUUCAGCGCUACCACUCGCUUGGGAAUAUACAGUCUGGCGAUUGGUCAACACCACAAUCGUUCGCCACGCCAAAUGUUCACCCAAGCAAAAAGGUGGCAGUCUCACCCGGCCUGACGCGACCUCCAGUGCCGACGUGGGGCUCCGACACUACCAGUUCCAGGGGUAACAGCAAGUUCGCCGGCCUCUCCUCACCGCAGUCCCAGUUGAUGUCUAAGCAGACAUCGCACGGCGCCGCCGGAGGACCCACGCUACCCAUAAAUCUUUCUUUAUCGGAAGACGAGCGCAGCCCCAACCGGUCUGGCUCCGAAAGCACGCAAAGCCCCCAGUUCGCCAAGUCAAUAGCGUCAGUUUCUGCCAGCGGUCCCGCCGGGCAAAACCACCCGAACGGCAGUCCGCUUGAGACGGCCGACAUGCUGUACGAGUAUUUCCCGCUCAGUCUAGACGACUGGAUGCCUCCCGUCGACGCCAUCUACCGUCCGCAUGUCGUGCACCACACCAUCGUGCCGCCCGAGGUCAAGGCGCAGCAGAUCAAGAGCAAGACGAAACGAUAUUUUGCUGCCGAGUAA
Molecule: messenger RNA, 1653 nt
Organism: Lasiosphaeria miniovina
Lineage: Eukaryota; Fungi; Ascomycota; Sordariomycetes; Sordariales; Lasiosphaeriaceae
Exons: 5
Coding region: 1-1653 (550 amino acids)
Biological process (GO): meiotic cell cycle; positive regulation of transcription by RNA polymerase II
Cellular component (GO): nuclear chromosome
Molecular function (GO): DNA binding; DNA-binding transcription factor activity
Source: RefSeq, a predicted model, not a curated record